This is a messenger RNA of Anopheles coustani, 543 nucleotides long. RefSeq lists its product as uncharacterized. The coding region runs from base 1 to 543 and encodes 180 amino acids. The record is from RefSeq and is a predicted model, not a curated record. The transcript is spliced from 3 exons. NCBI's taxonomy places the organism in Eukaryota, Metazoa, Arthropoda, Insecta, Diptera, Culicidae.
AUGAAGCGUGUUAUGCUUCUCGUUACUAUUCUUUCCCAUUUAGUGCUGAUGGCUGCUGCAGCUGAGAAGAUGAUUGUUGUUCUGGUACGCGCGGAUAUCGAUGAAGAUCCGCAGUUUGUAAACACCACUAACAUAAUCAGACGUUAUACCACAGCGCCAUAUUUUUCAUUCGAUUUAAUCAUCACGACACACCAAACGCUCAGCAAUUUGAAGUUACAAGCUGUAUACACCGUUCGAACUGGCCAGGUCGACAAUAUCCUCUACAACCGGAAGAUCGAUUUUUGUGUGUUCCUGAAGCGACCAACCGAGCGUAUGGUGAAGAUGGUCUUCGACGAUAUAAAACGCUACGCCAAGCCACGGAUGCCGGCGUCUUGCCCAGUCGAACCGACCGCCAUUUCCCUAAGAAACAUGAGUCUGAACCAUGUAACACUUCCUUCGUUUCUUCCGCAGACAAAUUUUCAAUUGCAGAUCAAUUUCUGGGAGGGUCGGUAUAGUGUUUUCAGAAGCCGAUGGCACGGUCGACUUAAAAAAAUUUCGGUUUGA